UCCAAAAUGUGUUUAUUGAGAUGGUUUCCCACUCAUCUUGAUUCAGAGUGCUUUUAGUGCUGCUUCCUCCUGAAGGAACAUCCUUCUGUAAGCCUUGCUUUUCCUCCUGUAGGCUGGCAGAGGACAGUGGAGCAGCCAACACACAAAACUACCGUUUGUGCAUGGCUAAAGACCAUGGUGAUUUUAUAGCAUCCUGGGCAUUUCACAUCCAUGAAGUAGGAAUUGAGGCUCUGCACCAGGCGUUUCUUCUUGUGUUUCCUCUUCUCUUCUGGAGAGGGAUGAAGGAGAUCCUUUGCGAGAGGCAUGUUCUCGUGUGGGAUCUCCUUCAUCCCUCUCCAGAAGAGGAGAAGAGGAAACACAAGAAGAAACGCCUGGUGCAGAGCCUCAAUUCCUACUUCAUGGAUGUGAAAUGCCCAGGAUGCUAUAAAAUCACCACGGUCUUUAGCCAUGCACAAAUGGUAGUUUUGUGUGUUGGCUGCUCCACUGUCCUCUGCCAGCCUACAGGAGGAAAAGCAAGGCUUACAGAAGGAUGUUCCUUCAGGAGGAAGCAGCACUAAAAGCACUCUGAAUCAAGAUGAGUGGGAAACCAUCUCAAUAAACAUAUUUUGGAUUUAA
Pongo pygmaeus (Bornean orangutan) is the source of this 615-nucleotide messenger RNA. RefSeq names its product small ribosomal subunit protein eS27-like. Lineage: Eukaryota; Metazoa; Chordata; Mammalia; Primates; Hominidae. The record is from RefSeq and is a predicted model, not a curated record. The coding region runs from base 162 to 557 and encodes 131 amino acids. Gene Ontology annotation, cellular component: ribosome. The transcript has 2 exons. Gene Ontology annotation, molecular function: structural constituent of ribosome. Gene Ontology annotation, biological process: translation.